Rubroshorea leprosula is the source of this 1096-nucleotide messenger RNA. Lineage: Eukaryota; Viridiplantae; Streptophyta; Magnoliopsida; Malvales; Dipterocarpaceae. The record is from the annotation of a GenBank genome assembly.
AUACAGCCUUAUAGUGACAAUAAAUGAUCCUGAAACAUUUCUAUAUUGAGGAGGAAGAAAGAAAACUAAACGCAGAAAUUGAAGAAAUAGAGAAACAGAAAGCAGAAAGGAACACACAACUAAGGGAACUAGAGCAAAAGUCAAACCACUUGAGAGAAUUGGAGGAGAGGUACUGGCAGGAAUUUAAUAAUUUCCAGUUUCAAUUAAAUGCACAUCAGGAAGAAAGAGAUGCAAUAUUGGCCAAGGUUGAAAUUUCACGAGCACAUUUAGAGUUGUUGAAGCAAACUAACGUGCUUGAUGAUUAUUUUCCCAUCUCUUGCGAUGGAGAAUUUGGAACUAUUAACAAUUUUCGACUUGGACGACUCCCCAAAAUUCCCGUUGAGUGGGAUGAGAUAAAUGCUGCCUGGGGCCAAGCUUGCCUUCUUCUCCAUGCAAUGUGUCAAUAUUUUGAAUCAGAGUUUCAAUAUCGCAUAAAAAUUGUCCCUAUGGGGAGCAACCCUCAGAUAAUGGACAACCGCAACAACACUUAUGAGCUGUUUGGCCCGGUGAAUUUGCUUUGGAGCACUGGCUUUGACAAGGCAAUGACAUUGUUCUUGACUUGUCUCAAGGACUUUGCUGAGUUUGCACAUUCUAAAGAUCAAGAAAACAACAUUCCACCUGAAAAAUGUUUUAAAUUGCCUUAUAAGAUUGAGAAUGACAAAGUGGAAAAGCACUCUAUCACCCUGAGCUCCAAUAAGCAGGAAAAUUGGACCAAAGCUCUGAAGUAUACCCUCUGCAAUCUCAAAUGGGCUCUGUACUGGUUCAUCAGCCGCACAGACUUCCAACCCCUUUCCGCAGCGGUUUCUUCUUCUUCAGAAGCUCCAUCUGCUGCAGGCUCUUUGUACGCAAAGCGUGGUCCUAACCCCAAAUCCGUAGCCCGGAAAUCACCAAACCCGUGAUAGAGAACCAAAUGUAAGUUAUGUAACAUACUAUCAUGUAAAAUUGUAAAUACUAAUAAAUAUGCAGUUCAAUCUUGUGCAAUGAACAUCAUAAUUUUGGGUUGUAUUAUAGUACUCAAAACUUUGUUUCACAAAUUACAUAAAUUAAAUGAAAGCUA